AUGUCUCAUAUUCCUCGUAUUGAUACGCACCACCACAUCAUUCCGCCUCAGAUUGCUGGAAUUGGAGCUGGUAUGAAGGGCAUGAAAGCUCCGUCCUGGAGCGUUGAAGCCGAUAAAGUCUUCAACAAAGAAUGCAACAUCGCUUCAGCGGUUUAUUCCGUCAGUACGCCUGGUGUUCUUCAUAUCUCUGAUCCACAAGAAAGUGCCAGAGUCGCCCGAGAAAUGAACGAGUACUGUGCUCGGCUUCGAGAUGAAGACCCUAGCGGUGCAAGUGGCUUUUUCGCUACUGUUCCUUCCCUCGAGCAUACCGACCUAGUUCUUGAAGAACUGCGUUAUGCAUUCGAUGUCCUGAAAGCAGAUGGAGUCACUCUAUUCACUAGUUAUGCUACCCCUGAGGGCUAUCUUGGACACUCUGAAUAUGUACCGAUUUGGGAGGAACUUAAUGGCCGCAAGACUAUUGCCUUCGUUCACCCAGCGAACAACGCGGCUUCAGUCUACUUCAAUGAGCGAUUGCCGAUGCCAGCAUUUGACUGGCCUCAUGAGACAGGCCGCACAGCUAUGGACCUGAUUCUAAACAGACGUCUUCAGCAAUUCCCAAACGUCAAGAUCAUCCUCUCGCACGGCGGUGGUACACUUGCCGCACUUGUCCGCCGAGCUACUAUUAUAGAACUUCCGGAGUUUGGGGGUAUCAUGAGCGCUGAUGAUAUCAUGAGCCAAGCGAAGCAAUUCUACUUUGACACUGCGCUGGCUGGAGGCCCAGAAAUGUUUCCUUUGAUCUACAACUUCGCUAAGCCAGGCCAUUUGCUGUUCGGCAGUGAUUUCCCUCAUGCUACAGUGGGUGUCAGCAAGGGCUUUACCAAGUUUGUCGAUGAAUUUGAGAUGGAUGAGGAGGAGAAAAGGGAAAUCUACUAUGGCGCCGCUCUCAAGCUGUUCCCUCGCCUUGUAGGCAAAGUUGAGAUUUAA
Molecule: messenger RNA, 963 nt
Organism: Fusarium fujikuroi IMI 58289
Lineage: Eukaryota; Fungi; Ascomycota; Sordariomycetes; Hypocreales; Nectriaceae
Exons: 2
Coding region: 1-963 (320 amino acids)
Biological process (GO): secondary metabolic process
Cellular component (GO): cytoplasm; cytosol
Molecular function (GO): carboxy-lyase activity; hydrolase activity
Source: RefSeq, a predicted model, not a curated record